ACAGUGAAAGUCAGAGAAAAUGAGCAAAUGACACCCUCACCAAACUGCCUCACUUUCAGCACCUUUCAUUGCUGCUCUGAACAGACUGUGUGAGGUGGCACAGCUUGCACUGUUUAGGAGAGAGGCAACGUUCCCUGCUGUGGUGAAAACAAAAAGGGAAUUAAUGCAGAAAAAAAGAAAAGAGAGGAGUCUAGAGAGGAGGUAAUGGAGGCGAGGGUUGUUUGUUUUCAUAUGCUGAAUAUGAAAUAUGAAGAAGCAAGUUGGAAAACUUGAAGGAAAAAAAGACGGAGGGAGAGAAAGUUUGGCGCACAACCAAUCAGGAAUCAGGUACACACCCUCUCUGGCACUUUGUCCCUCCCUCCUCUUCUUCCUCGACCCCACCUCCUCCUCCGUCUGUGCUGUGUGAGAGCAUGCAGAUAGUUUGCUGUGUCUGUGGUGGAGUGUGAGAGGCCCAGAGAGCCGGCGAGAGGGGAGCUGAGAUCAGUUACAGCAGCAGUCAAGGCAAAGCAAACAGGAAAGCGAGUGAUCUGGGGAAGAGAGAGAGCGUAAAAGUAGUUCAGGUUGUGGAGAGAGAAGGGGUUUUGUCCAUCCAGAGGACAGUUUGGAAGACACAGGACAGGCAGUCAGGGGGGGCAGUGGCAGGAGGCAACAAGAGGCAGACAGACAGGGAACACCUGGACCAAGAAGGGCAUUGAGUUUCAGUCACAGGAAGCUUUUUUUAUUAGUUUUUACAGUCACUUUCUGUCAGCUUGACCGCAGAACAAAAAGCAGAAAGACUGCAGUUGUGCUUUCUGUGAUUUGAGACGAGCAUGUUUGACUGUAUGGAGGCUCUGGGGUUGGCCCCGCGGCCCCUCUUUGAUGUGUCCGGACAAGGCUCCUGCAUGCUCUCCAAAGCCACCCCUUACUUCUCCGGCCUGGACCCCUUUGCUUGGGCCGGGACUAGCAGCAUUCAGUCGGUGGAGACCCAGAGCACCAGCUCAGAGGAGAUGGUGCCCAGCUCUCCUUCACCUCCUCCUCCUCCUCGUGUCUACAAGCCGUGCUUUGUGUGCCAGGAUAAGUCAUCUGGUUAUCACUAUGGAGUGAGCUCCUGUGAGGGCUGCAAGGGUUUCUUUCGACGCAGUAUCCAAAAAAACAUGGUGUAUACCUGCCACAGAGACAAGAACUGUCAGAUUAACAAAGUGACCCGCAACCGCUGCCAGUACUGUCGGCUGCAGAAGUGCUUUGAGGUUGGCAUGUCCAAAGAAGCGGUGCGUAAUGACAGGAACAAAAAGAAAAAGGACGUGAAGGAGGAGGUGGUGCUGCCGGAGAACUACGAGCUGAGCGGAGAACUGGAGGAGCUGGUCAACAAAGUCAGCAAAGCUCACCAAGAGACCUUUCCAUCUCUGUGCCAACUAGGAAAAUACACCACAAAUUCAAGUGCUGACCACAGAGUACAGCUGGACUUGGGCCUUUGGGAUAAGUUCAGUGAGCUGUCCACUAAGUGCAUUAUAAAGAUUGUGGAGUUUGCCAAGCGGCUACCAGGCUUCACUACGCUCACCAUCGCUGACCAGAUCACCCUCCUCAAAUCUGCAUGUCUGGACAUCCUGAUGCUGAGGAUAUGCACUCGCUACACACCAGAACAGGACACAAUGACCUUCUCAGAUGGUCUGACUCUGAACAGGACCCAGAUGCAUAACGCUGGCUUCGGUCCACUCACAGACCUGGUGUUUGCCUUUGCUGGUCAGCUGCUGCCUUUGGAGAUGGAUGACACAGAGACGGGCUUACUCAGUGCAAUCUGCCUCAUCUGUGGAGACCGCAUGGACCUGGAGGAGCCACAGAAGGUCGAUAAGCUGCAGGAGCCACUGCUAGAGGCUCUGAAGAUCUACACCCGCCGCAGACGCCCCAACAAGCCUCACAUGUUUCCACGCAUGCUGAUGAAAGUCACGGACCUCCGAGGAAUCAGCACCAAAGGUGCAGAAAGAGCCAUCACACUGAAGACGGAGAUCCCAGGCCCAAUGCCUCCACUGAUUCGAGAGAUGUUGGAGAACCCCGAGGCCUUCGAAGACAGUAGUGACUCUGGGGACAGCGCCGCAGCCGCUCCCCCUGCCAUUCAAGCCAUCAAACAAGAGGACAAGUCCACAUAUGAGUCGACCGUUGAGGAGGAGGAGGAGGAGGAAGAGGACGACUACUGGGAUGAGGAGAAAGAGCGAGGGGCGGACAGUGACGGGGAGCCGAGUGGGGAGGUGGCGGCGGGUACGCAAAAGAAAGGUGGGGCUGGGAAAACGCAGUGACGAUGCUGCUUCCUCCUUCAGAUCGCUGAGCCCUCACCCAGCAAUAUCUCCUCCCAGAAACCUCACAGAAUUAGGCUCUUAUACAACAACGGUGUUUGCAUACAGCACGUUUACAUAUACUGUACAUGUUGACUGAACGGAAAAUGUGUUAGAUUCAGUAUAGGAAGCAAUGAGCGGGAGAAGCGAAAGCACUAAAUGUCAGUGGGUUGAGGAGAGAGCGGCAAGAAAAUUCACUGUGCCAAAAUGAGACUAAAAGAUAUUUCAAAAGUGUUUUGUCCACCUAAAGAGGAACAAGAGGUGGUGGACAGAAACAAAUGCACUCCUCCGCUAUCCAUAAGGGCUAGGCUUUGUAUAAAAUGAAUGGUAAGAAAAAUACAUCACAGCAAGAGAACUCUGUGUGGUGUUUACCGCAAACGUCUUCCCAGAAUUCCUUUUAUUAGUAUUCAGAGAUAUACUACUUAUUUUUUUAUUGUAUGUUUUUUUUUUUCUAAGCAUGUACACAUUUCUGUUUCUUUCUUUAUGCCUGUUUGUGGGAUACUUUGUUGCCUUUUUUGUAUAUUUUUCACUCAGUCCUGCUCACAUUUGACUGGACAUGUGUGCGUCUUUAAUUUUAUGCAUUUCAGCUUUAUUGGAAACAGCGGAAAAGCAAUAGCAAAGAUCGUAAAGAGAGCAAUAGCAAAAAGAGAGAGCAGGACUCAAAACUCACAAUGUGACAAGCACAUAGUAUGAAAUACCUGGUGGGUAAAACAUCUCAAAGAGAAGAAGAAGGAGAACUUUAACUGUAAUUUCAGCUCUGGUGCUUUUGAUCCAAAUCCUGACAAAGAAUGCGAACAUAUCUUCACGUCGCCACAAAAAUACAGACUUACAAAUCAUUAAAAAAAAAUAGUUUGACUAAAGAAUCUGCAGGGUAGAUUUAAUGUCAUCACACAAUCUCAGGUUGAUUAUAUCAGGGCCAUGUCUCACCUUUUAAUUCAGUAUUUUAAGAAAACUGUUGCUCUGGCAUGAUGCUCCUAUUUUCAACAACAAAAAAUAAAUAAAUCUUUGUACAUUAAGGAGUCAGGAUUAUUAAAAUUGUAGGUUUUCGAGCACAUGUCCUAGGUACAGCAACCAGGUACAGGUAAGCCAUAAUAUUUUCAUAUUGUAAGCAUGAGCAAAGAAUCCAAACAGACAGACACAAUCCUUAACAAUCAGUUUACUUCACAGAAAACCUCAGGUGUAUAUGUGUGUGUGCAUGAGUGUAAGUGAGAGCAUUUACCGAUACACAGAGUGAUGUUAUAGAGAUGAUGAUGUCGCUGUCAUUACCGCCAUAAUCCAUAUGCAGAGGUCCAAUUAGUAGCCCUGUUAAGAAACGCACAUAAAUAGAAGCAAGAAACUAAAUAACAAUGUCAAUUUCGCUCUCCCAAAGACUUCUGGUGGACAGUAGGACAUUGACCAAGACUCACGUGAUCAAUUGAGGUCGCAACCGUCCCAACAGCAAAGAAAACAAAAAGCUUUACAUUCGGUGACCUGUCUGCAAAAGCACAUGGCGAUAUUUUAAAACGAUGUGUGUUCAUUUGUGCUGUAUCUAAUGAGAUUUUGUAAAAUAAAUACUUAAUAAUUUGUUUUUCAUCGAGACCAUACAGCCUUUUUUUUUUAUGCAAGAUGUAUAAAAUUGUCAUUAUUCGUGUAAUGAAAGACAAUGUGAGUCUGACUGAACUCCUUAAUAAGCGGUAAGGGAAAAAGAUGUUGUUCUUCAUGGCAUGAAACAUUGCAGCGGUACAGCUGCAGCAGAUCUUUUGACUGGAGCCUGUCGAUAUGAGGCAUGCCAUGGGUUUCAACGAUGAAGCAAGUGUUCUCAUUAUCAUUUGUGGAGACAUUUACUCCCUGAAUGAAGCAGGAGAAAGAGAAGAAAACAGAUCCUACGUGUGACCUUUGUGUCUUUGACCAUUAUAGAAGUUCAUGAGGUCUCAGAUUUAAAAGCCAUCAAGGACACAGAAGUUGAUUCAAAUACUAAACAAUCAACACUGAUUGCCAUAAUGACGUUUUUAAGACUUUUCAGUUGUGAUUUGUGAUGUUACGGGAAGAAAACGUAACCGUAUAACUGAGGCAAAAGACAAGUUUUCAGUGUUUUUCACUGUCAUACACACACAUACACACACACACACGGUCAAUAUUUUGCACAUCAUCAGCCAAUUCUACAUAAUACGUAUGAUAUUUAAAGAUGUUUCUACAUCACAUAACCAUUUUCAUAACGUUGUUUUCCCUCUUUCUUUUUUAUCUAUUUUCUUAAACCUUCUUCGUUUCUUUUCUUGAAUUUGAGCUGGUGCAAUAAUUACGCCAUGGAAGAGGCUACAAAGACCUCAGCUCUAUAUGUAAGCAUGUGAGUAAAAAAAAUAAAAAAAUAAAAUAAAAAAACAGACCAAAGACAUAUAUUACAUCACAUUUGGACAGAACCAUUAAAUAAUAAAAAGUUCUAUGAAGCUCAUCAAUGUGAAAUAUAUUCACUUUGUAUCGUGUGAUAGAGGAGAUUUCAUGAAUUUACCUUUGAAGCUGGAACCAUCGUAUCUCUGUUACAUUUUGUUGUUGUUGUUGUUGUUGUUUUGUUUUUUUACUGAUGUCUUCCUUUUUUUUUUUAAUAAACACAGUCUUUGUCGUGUGCAGAUAACCUGUCUUCAUGUUCAGGGAUUCAGACGCCGCCUUGUGGGUUUUAGUUACUAUGUGGAAAAUAGCUCUGAUACACACCCACACACACACACACACACCUACGUGGAAAAUGGAAAAAACAAAGACUGGGCUGAUUUGUUCUCGGUUUUACAUUUGUACUUUUGCUUAUUUGUUGCUUUUGGUUGCUUAUUUGUGUAUUUGUUGUUGUCUUUCUUGUAUUUUGAUAAAGGCGCUUUUUGUUCUCAGA
Molecule: messenger RNA, 5160 nt
Organism: Larimichthys crocea (large yellow croaker)
Lineage: Eukaryota; Metazoa; Chordata; Actinopteri; Sciaenidae
Product: retinoic acid receptor gamma-A
Exons: 8
Coding region: 810-2270 (486 amino acids)
Biological process (GO): retinoic acid receptor signaling pathway; regulation of transcription by RNA polymerase II; cellular response to corticotropin-releasing hormone stimulus
Cellular component (GO): transcription regulator complex; nucleus
Molecular function (GO): zinc ion binding; nuclear glucocorticoid receptor binding; nuclear receptor activity
Source: RefSeq, a predicted model, not a curated record